Molecule: messenger RNA, 1450 nt
Organism: Pieris rapae (cabbage white)
Lineage: Eukaryota; Metazoa; Arthropoda; Insecta; Lepidoptera; Pieridae
Product: aprataxin and PNK-like factor
Exons: 8
Coding region: 58-1176 (372 amino acids)
Biological process (GO): double-strand break repair
Cellular component (GO): site of double-strand break; nucleus
Molecular function (GO): DNA-(apurinic or apyrimidinic site) endonuclease activity; 3'-5' exonuclease activity; protein binding
Source: RefSeq, a predicted model, not a curated record
UAAAUUUUAAACAAUUUUAAUCUAAUUAAUGAAUAACAAUCAUAAAAACUAACUAAGAUGCCCGUCAAACUUGUUCGUACUGAUAUUGAUACCCUAAAAAAGAUUACACUACCUCCUGGAAGUCAUAUUAUAGGAAGAGGAGAACUUUUAGAAGUGUUUGAUAAGCGGGUGUCCAGAAAGCAUGCAAAGAUUGAAGUGAAAAAUGAUUCUAUUGUUGUUAACGCUCUCCACCACAAUCCUGUAUUCUAUACCAAAAGAGGUUCCAGUAAAUCGGAAGCAUUGACUUUAGAUUCCAUGGUAGUGUUGUCUAAUGGUGACAAAAUUGGACUGUUACCUAGGACAUACUGGUUUGAAAUAAUUGUUGUUGAUGAAAAAAAUUCUUCAGAACAAACAAACAAUAAUAUUGAAGUAAAUAAAAAUGAAGACUUAACAAAAACAUCUGAAGAAACAUCAAGUAUGAUACCAUCUCAUGAUAACAACAUUCAGGAAGCUGAAAGAUUACAAGAACCAAAUACUGAACAAUUAGAUAACACACAAGAACCUGUCUUGACCACAUCCCCAACAAAACGAAGACGAAGUGCCUCAGAGGAUACUUUAAAUUUUGAUUCAGAAAGUCAAAGCAGUGAGUCUGAUCCUGCAAAGAAGAUCAAAUUGGAGCCACCAGACAGCAGUAAUGGAAAUUCUCAGCAGGGUUUAAGUGAUGCUAACAUGGCUUCCAGUUCAAGUGUUCAUCAAGGCAAUCCCUCAUGUGCUAGAGAAAGGUGUUACUAUGGGUCAAGAUGUUACAGACGCAACCCAGUUCACUUGGUACAAUACAGUCACCCAAGAGAUUCUGAUUGGGGAACAAGUGAUAAGGGUGUAUGCCCUUAUGGGGCGUACUGCACAAAGAAUGAUCCUAGGCAUUGGGAUACCCAUACUCAUCCACCAGCGACCACACGGCUGCCACAGCUACAAGGUAAACCUAAGACCAAAAAGAAAAAAAAACAUAUAGAAGAUACAACUGAUGAAUCUGAUCAAGAUUUUAAUGGAUUAAAUAUAAGAGCUUGUCGUAGAAACAGAGGAGGUAGCGUAUCUGAUGCAUAUGGAUCAGAUUUUGAUCUUGAUUACGCAGAGUCUGAGCCAGACCCCUAUGGGUCAGAUGAAUCAGAUGAAUGGAAUCCACUACAUGGUAAAUAAAGGUGAUAAUAAUGUUUUAUCUUUAAUAGUAAUUUAAAUAAAAAACCAGAUUUCUUUUGCCUUGUCAUCAUUUUUACCGUCACAACUUUUGUGACAAAUGUAUCAUAUGUAGACAUUACUCUUUAAGAUUGGAAUUAGUAUAAUAGCAACGAAAAUACUACAACUAAAUCAUGAUAUGUAUGUACUUAUUCUUGAUAUAAUGUUCUGUUAAGUGAUCACUCAAGAUUUAAGUUUUAUAAUUAGUUCUUUAAAAUAAUAAAUUGUUAUAACAAAU